This is a messenger RNA of Funneliformis geosporum, 272 nucleotides long. The record is from the annotation of a GenBank genome assembly. Lineage: Eukaryota; Fungi; Glomeromycota; Glomeromycetes; Glomerales; Glomeraceae.
AAAUAUUAGCGAUAAAUCUUUGUUUGAAAUCACAGGAAAUUGUCAUGAUUUGCAAGAGUUUUAUUUUGCCAAAGCACAUCAGAUCACUGAUAAUUCUAUAAGUUACAUCUUAAACUCAUGCUUAAAUUUACGAAAACUUGAUAUUGCAUUUAGUCCCAUUAUUAAAAGAUCUCCAAAUUUAAGACAUAUAGAAAUCAGUGGUAAUGAUAUUGAUGAUAAGGUUACUGAAGCGCUGGCUCAUACUUAUCAUAAAUUAGAAUAUCUCGAUCUAA